Drosophila santomea is the source of this 477-nucleotide messenger RNA. RefSeq lists its product as uncharacterized. NCBI's taxonomy places the organism in Eukaryota, Metazoa, Arthropoda, Insecta, Diptera, Drosophilidae. The record is from RefSeq and is a predicted model, not a curated record. Bases 1 to 477 code for a protein of 158 amino acids. The transcript is spliced from 2 exons.
AUGGACGCCAUUAUGACAAAAAUUGAGUGCCCCACUCAUUCACCAGAACUUGUCCAGAAUCUAAGCUGCCGUUUACAUAAAAAAUCACCAAAUUCUGGAUCAAAAUCAUAUUCCGCUGAAUUUUCCUUAAGAAAAGACGUAAAUGACGUCAGAGGAGUUUACGUAUUUUCCUUCAAACACGGCUCAUCCUUAAUCAACUACACUGCAUCGGAAAUGGACUAUUGUCAGGCAUUAGCAGCUCUACACUCACAAUUUUUGUAUAAGAUGAUUGCCGACGAGCUGCGACGAGUUUCAAAUUUUCCACUGCAUUGCCCUUUUAAAAUGAACAAGAGGUAUUUUAUUGAUGAAUAUACCAUUAACUCAAAGCUAAUACCCAGCUAUUCGCCGGAAAUGGUUUUUACUUCGGACUGCAACAUAUUCAUUAAGAAACGAAGAGCUAUACAAUUAACCAUCCAUGGUCGUAUAGUUCGCCGUUGA